Molecule: messenger RNA, 534 nt
Organism: Nicotiana attenuata
Lineage: Eukaryota; Viridiplantae; Streptophyta; Magnoliopsida; Solanales; Solanaceae
Exons: 1
Coding region: 1-534 (177 amino acids)
Source: RefSeq, a predicted model, not a curated record
AUGACUACUGGUGAGGACGAUAAUCAAUCCACACCAAGUGUGAGUGAGUCUCUGAAUCAGUCAGGUGUUGACACUCGUAGCCCUUUGUAUAUGCAUCCAUCUGAUAAUCCCGGGGCAGCCUUAGUCCCCGUUCCUUUUGAUGGUUUUGGUUAUCGAUCAUGGAGAAGAGGUGUGAUGCGAGCAUUAUCUGUGAAGAACAAAUUGGGAUUUAUCAACGGAGAAUGUAAAAGACCAGAUCUGGAUUCAUCAAAAUUUCGCUUGUGGGAGAGAUGUGAUGAUAUGGUCACAUCGUGGAUCCUAAACUCUUUGACCAAAGAAAUUGCAGACAGUGUAGAAUAUGUAGCUGAUGCAUUCGAUUUGUGGAGAGAACUUGAGGAUCGAUAUGACCAAACAAAUGGGACAAAUUUGUACCAAAUUCAGAAAGAGAUCAAUGAUCUAUCUCAAGGAUCCCUUGAUAUCACUAGUUAUUACACAAAAAUGAAAAAAUUAUGGGAGGAACUCAAUACCUUGAUUGCCAAAUUUCAUUGCACAUGA